AUGGCUCCAAGUUUGGAGAUAUCAUCCAAGGGUCACUUGCCUUUGCCGCAGACUAGUCCUGUAAAAGCCCUUGCAAGUACCAUUCAACAAUACCUGAAGGAGCACAAUGAAAACAGUUCAGGUCCUGCAACAGGUUCAUUGCACUCACCUGGCUGGAUGAUGGAUGCAGCAGAGCAGGCUAUCGAAGGAUUGUCUCCUGCAUUCGUCUCGACACCUAUUACACCAACUCACAAACAAAAACACAACUUGCUAGAGACAGAACCUGAAUCAGCCAAAGAGCAAUUGUACUGGGAUGCCCUUUGCAGCACCUAUGAUUGCAAAACUCACUACAAGAGUGCACUGGUUGGCAUGCAGUCUACUAUCAUCCUGCAAUCCAUGUUCUGUGAUUGGCUCUCUAGCCAGCUUGCAGCACAGGACAAGAAGAAAAAGAAGACUAAAAAAGGUGGUCAGCUCGUUGGGGAUGAGCUUCCAAGAUUACUUAUGAGUGAUGAAUUUCACCACCAUGUGGUUGAACAUCAAAGAGUUGCUGAGGAAGAGGAAGCAGCAUGCAGAGCUUGCUGA
Suillus discolor is the source of this 561-nucleotide messenger RNA. RefSeq lists its product as uncharacterized. The coding region runs from base 1 to 561 and encodes 186 amino acids. The record is from RefSeq and is a predicted model, not a curated record. Lineage: Eukaryota; Fungi; Basidiomycota; Agaricomycetes; Boletales; Suillaceae. The transcript has 2 exons.